Messenger RNA from Saprolegnia parasitica CBS 223.65, 444 nucleotides. RefSeq lists its product as hypothetical. Gene Ontology annotation, biological process: regulation of lipid metabolic process. The transcript is spliced from 2 exons. Gene Ontology annotation, cellular component: mitochondrion. The record is from RefSeq and is a predicted model, not a curated record. Lineage: Eukaryota; Oomycota; Saprolegniomycetes; Saprolegniales; Saprolegniaceae. Bases 1 to 444 code for a protein of 147 amino acids.
AUGGUCAUGCUUCCGCUGGAGAAACUCGGUGGCAUGCUCGUCCGGUUCUUAACCAAGCCCAUCGCGACGGAGCUCAAGACGCUCGGCAAGUCGCACCCGCGCCUCAAGGCUGCGUGCACGUCUCUGGGCCAGCGCAUCCACCGGUGGAACGUCGUCUCGCACGUGCAGGACCUGCCGGACGACCAGGCGCUGCAGCGGGGCACCGAGCUCAUUGGCGAAGCCUUUAUCUUUGCCGUCGCGGUGGCCGUCGUCACGUACGACUUUACGCGGAGCACGGCAAAGACACAGGCCAAGGACUCGGCGAUGCUCGAGAAGGAGUACGACGACUUCCUCGCAAUGGAAGCGCGGUUCCGGCGUCUCGAGACUGCGCUGCGUCACCACGAGCGCGACGUCCACCAUCUCCAAAACGUCAUGGCCGAUGCUGUCAAGGCGAGUUCUUUAUAA